Molecule: messenger RNA, 1940 nt
Organism: Aspergillus ruber CBS 135680
Lineage: Eukaryota; Fungi; Ascomycota; Eurotiomycetes; Eurotiales; Aspergillaceae
Product: glycoside hydrolase family 16 protein
Exons: 3
Coding region: 500-1648 (382 amino acids)
Biological process (GO): fungal-type cell wall organization; carbohydrate metabolic process
Cellular component (GO): fungal-type cell wall
Molecular function (GO): glycosyltransferase activity; hydrolase activity, hydrolyzing O-glycosyl compounds
Source: RefSeq, a predicted model, not a curated record
GUUGGAGCAAACUCUAAAAUACAUGAGGGGGGCCCACAUGGUCGUGAGACUAGUGCCCACUACAAGUGAAACAGUCCAUCUGGAUACAUGAUUGGCUAGCAAUUGCACCGUGUUCGUUCUCGGUUAAUUCCAGCAUCCACUUUUUAUCUGAUUGGACGAUAAGGAAGCGGAACGCCAUAUGAUUGCAGAGUCUAUGACGGGACUCUCCGGAUCGGGCAAAUCACAGCCCGAGGGUUGCCACCUCAGCGCAUGAUGACAAGCCAGUCAGAGGUCAAAGUGCCUGGAGACAAAAACUAAGGGAUGCACGGGGGCCGUGAGCGUCAGGAGUCUGUCACUAGUUUUAGUCGGUCUUUAAAAUAGUCCCUUUCCUCAUUAUUACUGAUCUAUUACUCGCUUCAUACCACUCUUUCGUUCUGUUCUCUCUUUAACCGUUCAGCGCUCGCUCGAGUCUCUCUUUAACCCUCUGUUUUACGCGGAUUGACUCUCGUUCUCUGUCACCAUGUAUAUCAAGAGCUAUGCUGCGGCAUUGACUGCAGUGCUUCCUCUCGUCACUGCACAGACCUACUCCGACUGCAAUCCUACCGAGAAAUCCUGCUCCCCCGAUGAUGGCCAGAAGGAGUACACUUUCAGCACCGACUUCACCAAGGACUCUUCUCUAGACGGUUGGGAGACCGCUGCUGGCAAAGUGACUUUCGACGACAACGGUGCUGCCUUUACCAUCAACGAGAAGGGUGAUGCGCCUACCAUUGACACCAAGGACUACUUCUUUUUUGGUCGUGUCGAAGUUGAGAUGAAGGCUGCCCCUGGCACCGGUGUUGUCAGCAGUAUCGUCAUGGAGUCGGACGACCUCGAUGAGAUUGACUGGGAAGGCGUUGGUGGCUUCACGGACAGAAUCGAAACCAACUACUUCGGCAAGGGUGACACCACUACCUACGAUCGCGAGACCUGGGUCAACCUGGACACUCCCCAGGAGACCUUCCACACCUACACUGUCGACUGGACCAAAGAAUCCAUCACCUGGCUCAUUGACGGCAACUCGGUUCGUACUGUCAAGUACGACGAGGCCAAGGGCGGCUCGCGUUUCCCCCAAACUCCCAUGAAGUUGCGUCUCGGUAUCUGGGCUGGCGGUGACCCCGACAACGGCCAGGGAACCAUCGAGUGGGCUGGCGGUGAGACCGACUACACCCAGGCUCCCUUCUCGAUGUACGUGAAGUCCGUCACUGUCACCAACUACAACCCCGCCGACUCCUACAAGUGGACCGACACCAGCGGUUCGUACGAGAGCAUCGAGGCCUCCAACGGAACCAGCUCCGACAGCAGCUCUUCAUCCACCUCCAGUGAUUCCUCGUCGACCACCACCGGCGGUUCUUCCACCAGCACUGCCUCCGACUCUACAUCCACGACUGCGGACUCGUCCAGCGCCACCAGCACUUCCGGUUCCACCACUGGCUCCGGCGCUGGCUCCGGCUCCAGCACUAGCACUGGUUCUGGUUCGGAGUCGGACUCUGCUUCCGCUUCGGGCGAUAGCACCAGCGCUGGCGCAAGCGCGAGCCCCACUACUUUCGACGGUGCUGCCAGCACUUUGUCCAACUCGUUUGUGGCCCCGGCUGUGAUGCUGGCGUUGUUCGUGGCUAUGUUCCAGCUAUAAUUUUUUGUCUCUUCAUGAUUUUCUUUUUUAUGUGCAUAUUUCUGGUCAUUUUUAACAUGACUGUAUCCAAAAUUCUACCUUCUAUCAUCACUUACUUCACAUGGGUGGUCUAAUCAAUAUUCUAAUCUCUAAUUCUUUGUAAUUGUGCAGAGACCAAAGUACGGGGUACCUUUCGCAAAGAACCAGUGGAUGAAGUAGUUUCCCGGCUGAGACAUGCAUACGAGCACAAAACUAUCGAUCAGACUCGGAAUCAUUCCUAUCAGGUCCUUUUGCCUAUGCACCUUUCCCCCCC